UCUGUGCCCUAAGAAGCGCUGGGUUUUGUUUCCAUGGUGUGUUUAGAAAGGCGGAGUUCCCGCACUGGAACGCAUAUUUUCACGUGGGAAUUGCUUGGUGUAAAUUCAGCAUAAUCGACGCACAGUUCAGCAAUUUGGUCUGACGUUUGUGCCGAUUUUUAUGCGUUUCCAACACAAUAGACUGCUACUUUUAAGAGGUUAUUGAGUGUGAUUUUGUACUUUUAUAUCCAUGAAACGCGUUUGGAGAAUUGCAACCUCUCCUGCUGUCAGAGAUGAGGAGUAGGCUGUUUGCUUGAGGCAAUUUCUUGCGCAACUCUGCCCUCUGCUGGUUGUAAUAGUCGUAAAAUGGAACCUCAAUCCAAACACCCAACAACAACAACACUGUUUUUAAAUGCCGUUUCCUGAAAUACAUUUGCAUAAAAUGUAACAGCUGCCUGUCAACAACACUUAACCACAAUAAAACCUCCAACAACAGAACUGAAAUGAACAGAUGUUUGGCUGCUUUGUUUGAAAAUUUCUGGGUCGAUGCACAGAGGCUUUAUACUUUAUAUGAUACUUUCACACACUUAAUAUUUAUUAUUUUUUACUGAUUCUUAUUAGCUUUACCUAUUUAGAUUUGUUUUAUUUGCUUUGGUUUAUUGCUCCUGUGUAGAGCUACAACAAUAAGUUGAUUAAUCGAUUAGUCGAUCAUCAGAAAAUUAAUCGCCAACUAUUUUGAUAAUAAAUGAAUCGCUUUGAGUAAUUCUUUUAAGAAGAAAUGCUCAAACUAUCUGGUUCCAUCUUCUCAAAUAUGAAUAGUUUCUGGUUUCUUUAGUCCUCUAUGAUAGUAAACCAAAUAUCUUACAAAACAAGACAUUUUAGGCUGCAUCUUGGGCAUUUUUCACCACAUUCUGACAUUUCACAGACCAAAUGUCUAAUCAAUUAGUCUAUAAAAUAAUAAACAGAUUGAUCAAUAAUGAAAAAAAGUCAUUAGUUGCAGCACUACUCCUAUGUGUUCACUGUCUGAUGAGCCAGAGCCAAAUUUCCCCAUAUGAGACAUACAUAAUUAACCGAACUUAACACUUUUAUGUGCAUAUUAAUCACAGUUUGAAGUCACUUAACAGCAGCACUGUACGUGUGAGCCUCACACCUGUUAAUGUUACCAUUUCUGGUCAUUUGUUAAUGAUUAACAUUCAGUCAACUCUCCAGCUCACCUCAUCGGUCAGCGCCCUUGCAUGCGGACAGAUAAAGCUGGGCUGAUUUUUAAAAGCAGCUGAUAACAGCCUUGUUAUUGCAAUUUUUUUUCCAGCUUCUCCGUUGCUGGGCUGCCGUAUUCAUUUUGGUAUUACAAGGUUGUUGACUCACACACUAGGGCAUCAUGUGUCAGGGAUUGUUCUCUUCUGGUGAUGAUUGUUGAAUUUCGUCUGUCGAUAUAAUCCGCCAUUUCUCUCAUAUGUGAGAAAUGCCAGCUGCUCCUUAUGGAUGUGGACACAAAAUGUGGCAACGAUACCUCAUUCCCUUUGUGCUCUGAAGAAUCAUCCGGUCCUCUCGCUGUGAUUAUCAUCCCUUCUCUGUUGGCUCUGAGCACAGUUUUUGUGGUGGCUCUGAUUUUCUGCGGUCUCCACAAGAACAAACAAAGAGCACAGAGGACGUCGGCUCAUUUUACAAAUGGCCAGAAGAGUGUAUCCCUGACUGCAGCUUCUGUAAGCACUCCAAAGAUCCAGGCAGCUUUGAAUCCCUGGGAAAUUCCUGAGGAGUGUGUUCUUGAGGGACUAGAGUUUUGGCAGACGGGCCGCUAUGGCCCCAUUUGUAAAGGUCUGCUGAAGAAGAGAGAUGGAGCCUCCUCUGGCGUUGUGGUUAAGUCCCUCCGAGAUGGCCCCAACCAGCCUGAAGCUAAGGAGUUUGUGCAGUGGGUCCUGUUCCAUGUCACAGUGUGUAAACAUGAGAAUGUGGUGCAGAUGUUGUACUGUCAGACCAAACGUCUUCCCAUGUACCUGGUCUUAGACGCCUACAGCCCUGGGAACCUCCUUCAUUUCCUCUGGUCACUCAAAAAUAGGAAUUCAAACACUGCGGAUCCCCCGCAGAGCUUCUCUGAGAGGUCAGUGUUUCUGGUGGCAAAGCAGGUUGCAGCGGGUUUGGAUUACCUGAUGUCAGCGCACAGGCUGGUGCAUGGUGAUGUUGCUGCCAGGAACAUCUUAAUUGGCCCAGGCCUCUCAGCCCGAGUGUCUGGGCUGGGUGUGGCGUUCGGAGGACGCAAAAUGGAUUCAGCAAUUAGGCAGAGGGCAGCAAAGGUGCCUCUUAAAUGGCAAGCUCCAGAGAGGAUUAUGAUGCAGCUCAGUAUCGACAGGAGCGACGUGUGGUCAUUUGGAAUUCUACUGUAUGAACUGAUUACCUUAGGCUCUCCUCCAUAUCCUGAGCUGGAGCCUCAGUCUGUGCUCCCAAAGCUACAAGGGUCUUAUCGAAUGAAGAGACCAGAGAACUGUGGAGGACCUUUGUAUGAUCUGAUGAAGUACUGUUGGAUGUGGAGUUUCAAAGACCGACCUGCAUUCUCAUCCAUCAUAAAGCUGUUAGAGUCCUCACUGCACCUCGCAGCUACUAAAGACAUUUGUGUUCCUGAAAUAAUGGACAUAUUUGAGUAUAACAGAAAGGCGGGACUGCUCUCGUAGAUGCAGGUACAACCAUAUGACAACAGGAACAUCAACAGGAAAAGAU
Messenger RNA from Thunnus maccoyii (southern bluefin tuna), 2691 nucleotides. RefSeq names its product tyrosine-protein kinase STYK1. Gene Ontology annotation, biological process: positive regulation of kinase activity; multicellular organism development; protein phosphorylation. Gene Ontology annotation, cellular component: signaling receptor complex. The record is from RefSeq and is a predicted model, not a curated record. The transcript has 10 exons. Gene Ontology annotation, molecular function: ATP binding; transmembrane receptor protein tyrosine kinase activity. The coding region runs from base 1458 to 2645 and encodes 395 amino acids. Lineage: Eukaryota; Metazoa; Chordata; Actinopteri; Scombriformes; Scombridae.